AUGGUGGAACUACAGAUCAGCCUGAAGAACUACGAUCCCCAGAAGGACAAGCGUUUCUCUGGUACCGUCAGGUCUGGUCCCAGUCCUCUACUGUCUAACCCAACCUUCUCUCUGUCUGCUCCUUAACCCUAACACUGUUAGAAGAGUGAGAAUCCACCUCUGUAUGGCAAGUUGGCAACAAAUUGGCCACAUUCACAAUCACAGCCUGUCUCUCAAUAGUCUAACAUGUCAUCCUCUUUAACAAAAUGGAUCAAAACAGAAUAGCAAUGGCUUGUGAUGAAUCAGGAAUUUUCUUUCACCUGUCCAGUUCUGAAGGAAAGAAGACAAGUAGAGGAAAGGAGGCCAUUUUAGAGUAUUGAGAUGCACCCACAACCCCCAGGCGAAGUCCAGGUUGGGUAGGACAAUUCAUUGAAGAAUUAAUGUGUAAUCUAACUGAGCCUGUACCACUUCAGGGGCAAGCAAAGCAGCCGGACCCCUACCCUGGGUCUUAAAAUAUGAGGGUAGGCUGAGGGUGAAAUAUUCCAUGUCCCCAAGCCGACCAUGGUGCUAUGAAAUAUUGUACCAGUCGUUGAAGGUAGACCGUCUGACUGACUGUUUGGAAGCCAGCCAAGGUGGGUAAAGCUUAUAUGUUGAGUCUGUUGGAGGAGGCAGUGAGUCUGGUCCCAGAUCUGUUUGUGCCGUCUUGAGAACUCCCAAUAUGACACAAACAGAUCUGGGACCAGGCUAGAGGGAGGGUCAACUGCAGACGUUAUCCAGUGAGGGUCAAUGUUGUCUUUCUCUCUGUGUGUGUCUCUCUCUCUCCUCCCCCCUUCUUACCCCAGGCUGAAGACCCUGCCCAGGCCCAAGUUCUUGGGGGAGACCAGCAGCACUGUGAUGAGGCUAAGGCUGCAGACCUGCCCCACAUGGACAUUGAAGCCCUGAAGAAACUCAACAAGAACAAGAAGCUUGUCAAGAAACUCUGUAGGGAGUGUUUCAAUGUGCUUUGUGUUGUAUAUCAAAAUGAGUGUAACAUCAAUAUUGCUACAGAGAGAUGAGUGGUCAUGACAACGUGACAAUAUGACUUGAAUGUAUUGUCACAAAGUAGUUUCCCAAUACAUACAAACAUUGCCUAGACACGAGGGACAGUUGUUGCUGCAUAAUUGCAGAAGGAUGGGCAGCAUAUGAGAUGUAGUAGGAAACGGUGCAUACUCUGGCUUCUAGAAGAUUAUAGCUCCCUCUACAGAGUACAUACCACACAACACCACACCUUGUCGAAAGGUAUAUUGUGACUAACCUCUUUUCUGUGUAUGACGCAUUCCUGGCGUCCGAGUCUCUGAUCAAGCAGAUCCCUCGUAUCCCGGGUCCUGGCCUCAACAAGGCUGGCAAGUUCCCCUCGCUGCUCACACACAACGAGAACCUCAGCACCAAGGUGGACGAGGUCAAAUUUCACCAUCAAGUUUCAGAUGAAGAAGGUAAAUGGGCUUCACCAUCCUCAGUCAAUGGUUGUGUCCCGAUUCUCUGGUCUUAUCCCUGAAGCUCGAAUCACUUUCCCUAAUGGGUUUGAAGCAUUGAAUUGGCGUUAGCAUGGGCUAGAGGGAGUAGUCAACGUUUUCCUUCCACCAGUCCAUUCGUAAAUCAAGGAGUGGGUGAACAAGUACACAUUUCGGGGAGAAUGGUGGAGAAUCUCACUGAUUGAGAUUGACAACACUCUUCUUAUUGCAACACUUUUGGUUUUGUGCUAAACGUCCCUCCGUCCCUCCCUGUGUGUGUUCCAGGUACUGUGUCUGGCUGUGGCGGUGGGUCACAUAAAGAUGACAGAGGAGGAGCUGGUGUACAACAUCCACCUGGCCAUCAACUUCCUGGUCUCUCUGCUCAAGAAGAACUGGCAGAACGUACGUGCCCUCUACAUCAAGAGCACCAUGGGAAAACCUCAGCGCCUCUCCUAG
Molecule: messenger RNA, 1925 nt
Organism: Coregonus sp. 'balchen'
Lineage: Eukaryota; Metazoa; Chordata; Actinopteri; Salmoniformes; Salmonidae
Source: the annotation of a GenBank genome assembly